AUGCUACGGCAAUUUAUACGACGAGAGGUGUGGUCUGUGCGACCGACCAGACCGAGGCCAAGACCAUGGCCCUGCACAGAGGCAUUGUUAACGCGGCAAUUCCGUUCCAAGGGACAUAUCCCCAGACCCUCGUUGGCCAAAGAGCUCAUCGACUCGGCUUUGAACAGCAUUGAACAACUUGUAUAUAGAGAGCUGGACCCCGAGCGUUACGACUCCGAGCGAAUAGCCAUGAGUGAAAUAUCAACUGAAAAACGUCAAAUACAAGAGUUGAGUCUUGAAAGGUGGACUCAGACUGAAAAGCUGAACAUCCAGCUUCCUGAACAUCGUCUUGAACUUCUGAGAACGGACCUCUUAUAUCCCUUUUCGGAAGACUCAGACAACCCACUAUUGCAUCUGGAACGACUACUAGGACAGAACUUGGAUACACGAUUAUCACCACUCCAUUAUCUCAAACUAUACCUACAGAUAGAUGCCAAAAGUACCAUUUCUUAUCCCACUUUGUGUGCUCUUGUCAGAAUUUUAGUCAGCCAUUCGUGGUAUGCGAAUGCUUCAGCUGUCAUUGAAGAGUCUCGUCUAAACGUGAUGGCCCUUUUUGAUCUCAUGGAGGAACAUGUGGUUCCUGUAUUGAAGACUAAUCAUGCUGGCCUGGGAACCUGGGACUUCCUACGUGCUUAUCUCAGAACUUCCAGCAACUUGCCGCUGAUAAAGCAGAUGAUCCAGGAGUUCCUGCUUACUGCUUCAGCUGACCCACAGAGCAUAGCAGACACCGUCCGUGCAUUGCAGUUCACAAAUCUUUUGGAAUCCAAGUAUCUGGGAGAGCCAUGGAAAGAUAAGGGUAGCAAAAUUGAAGAAAAGAAUUUGUCCUGGGAAAUGCUACAAACUGACAUGCUCGGUCAUGUGAAAAGGUACUUGGGCUCUCAGAACAUGCCUCCACCUGUUCUAGCAUAUAUGUUCCUGGUGAGAUUCAAACAUUUUUCAGCACCACCUGCAAAGACAGUGGCUCGUGCCCUUGCCACAGAGUUUAAGAGAGGACAUGAUUUUUUGCAUUUGCCAGGCCUGAUGGGUAAGGCCAUUUCAAUUUUUGGAGAGGAGUCAGCCUCGGCUCUCAGAAACGACAAUUUCGCAAAUGUUUUGUGCGAAAGAGUGGAAAAAAACAACGUCACUAUAGGAUUAGACGAUAUGAUUGCAUUUUUGAAGCUGGACAUGUCUUCAUCAAUUAAGGCUGGCUACAUCAAGAGGUUUUGGAAUCUUUAUUGUGUGGGUUGUGAGAACAAUCCACAGCGUGAGGUCUUACAUGCGACCCUAUCCCACCUCCAAACCCUUCCCCAUUCCAAAGAAACGUUUUCAGCCAUAUUUUCUGAGUUCUGGCAGAAAUGUGAUCCGAAAAUGGUGGCUGAAUGGAUGGAAUUUGAGUUUUCGAAGUUUCAACAGAAAAACCCUUCGCACUCCAAACUCUGCAGAUUAUCUACUAUAUGGAGAUCUGUCCAAAACCCAGAAAUGUUGAGCCAGAGUCUUGCUGAGUUCCAGAGGCUUCUUCUUGCAAGUCCGAAAGGCUUGUCUUUCCCUCACGUGUGUACUUUGCUGGACUCACUGACACAGCAUGAAGAUGUUUCAACACUUUCGGAGCCAUUCUCACAAGCAUUGGUAGAGGACUCUUUCUCCAAAGCCCACACAAACCAGCAAAAUAUUUCAAAACAUCAGUAUCUUAGCGGUUUUGAAACCUUGCUGAAAAAUAAGAAUAUUGGCAUGGUGACCCGUGGAAUGGUCUCCAUGAAAGCCCUUCGUUGGGCUUUGACGAUAUCGAAAAGCUUACCCGGUGACUCCAGAUGGAUUCGUUCAAGGGUUGGACAGAUUACAGCCGAGUAUUUCAUAGAUGCCACUGUUUCUGAAAAAUCCCUUAAACCCGAAUUUUCAAGAACUUUUAUUGAAAAGAUCAAUUUUGCCUUGGACCAAGAAAACCACGAUCUUGAAUUUGGACAGCCAAGAAAGUUGGUCACGAUCGAUCACCUCACAUCUAUUGCUCAUGGUCUGUCCUGGUAUACACCCGAAGCAUACAAUUCUUUGUUGAAAGCGUGGUUGAAAGAAUGGUGCAAGAGAUAUGGUGCUGACAUUAAGAAUGAACACUAUACCAUGGCUACAGCCAUCAAGUAUCUCACGAGGCUCAGACUGCGGAUGCCGAGCUCUAGCGACAAAGCCUUGUCUGUGAGUGCCCUUAUAGACAAGACAUACGGAUAUGUGAGCAAUAUUGCUAUUGAAGAGGCCUGGCUGGUUCCGGGAACUGUGACUGCUGUGCAGCUACAUAAAAUCAACUACCAGUUGACGAUCACCGCAAGGGCCUUCCUGAUCAAGCGGUUGUCUCGAGUUGAGCCUUUGACGGCCAACCAGUUCAUCAAGGCAUACAGUUUGAAGACAGAUGUUCCCAAGCCCUUACUGAGGGCUUUCAUUACUGGAAUCCUGGAGUCAGACUCGGAAGUGGGUGUAAGUGUCAAGGCCAGGAUCUUUAACCAUAUCAGCUCCAGGAUUCGUGCUAGGGCUACAGGCUACACGGGCAAGCAGACUGCUAUCGCGCUUGUGAACGCCGUCAUUACAGAUGCCAUCAAGAGAGACAAAGGCUCUUCCGAUAGACUUAUGUGGGCGCUGGAGAUUUGCAGAAGCGAGAAGGUGAAUGAGGAGCAGUUUGCCAAAUGGUUUACAAUACUAGAGGAACUCAGGAGGCAAAGAAAGGGUUUUUGGUCUCAGACACAACCAUCGAGACACGAGCAACGCACCGAACCCAUUUACGAACACACUUGA
This is a messenger RNA of Kuraishia capsulata CBS 1993, 2793 nucleotides long. RefSeq lists its product as uncharacterized. NCBI's taxonomy places the organism in Eukaryota, Fungi, Ascomycota, Pichiomycetes, Pichiales, Pichiaceae. The transcript has a single exon. The record is from RefSeq and is a predicted model, not a curated record. The coding region runs from base 1 to 2793 and encodes 930 amino acids.